This is a messenger RNA of Rhea pennata, 1527 nucleotides long. It is a transcript of the gene TOP1MT, whose product is annotated as DNA topoisomerase I mitochondrial. NCBI's taxonomy places the organism in Eukaryota, Metazoa, Chordata, Aves, Rheiformes, Rheidae. The coding region runs from base 16 to 1527 and encodes 503 amino acids. The record is from RefSeq and is a predicted model, not a curated record. Gene Ontology annotation, biological process: DNA replication; DNA topological change. Gene Ontology annotation, molecular function: DNA binding; DNA topoisomerase type I (single strand cut, ATP-independent) activity. Gene Ontology annotation, cellular component: mitochondrial nucleoid; chromosome. The transcript has 12 exons.
ACCUUCUAUGCAAAAAUGUUAGAUCAUGAGUACACAACAAAGGAAAUUUUCCAGAACAACUUUUUCAAUGACUGGAGGAAGGAAAUGACUCCAAAGGAGCGGAAGAUAAUUAAACACCUGGACAAGUGCAACUUCAAGGAGAUCCACAAGUACUUUGUGGACAAAAGCGAGGCACGGAAAGCACUCUCAAAAGAGGAGAAGCAGAAGUUGAAAGAGGAGGCAGAUAAGAUCCAGGAGGAGUAUGGGUACUGCAUCCUCGAUGGGCACCGAGAAAAAAUAGGCAACUUCAAAACUGAGCCACCGGGGCUGUUUCGUGGCCGUGGUGAUCAUCCCAAAAUGGGCAUGCUGAAGAAAAGGAUCAUGCCUGAAGAUGUGGUCAUCAACUGCAGCAAGGACUCCAAGAUCCCUGAGCCACCAGCAGGCCACAAGUGGAAGGAGGUGCGCUUCGACAACACGGUCACCUGGCUGGCCUCAUGGACUGAAAACAUCCAGAACACCUUGAAGUACAUCAUGCUGAACCCCAGCUCCAAGCUGAAGGGGGAGAAGGACUGGCAGAAGUACGAGGUAGCCCGGCGCUUAAAAGAUGUUGUCCACAAAAUACGUGCUCAGUACCAAGCCGACUGGAAGUCCAAGGAGAUGAAAAAGCGGCAAAGAGCAGUGGCCCUCUAUUUCAUUGAUAAGUUGGCCCUUCGAGCUGGCAAUGAGAAGGAGGAAGGGGAGACGGCGGACACAGUUGGCUGCUGUUCUCUGCGCGUUGAGCACAUCAAGCUGCACCCUGAGCUGGAUGGGCAGGAGCAUGUGGUGGAAUUUGACUUCCUUGGGAAAGAUUCGAUCCGCUACUACAACAAAGUGUCAGUGGAGAAGCCGGUCUUCAAGAACCUGCAGCGUUUCAUGAAAAACAAGGACCCAGGGGAUGAUCUCUUUGACAGGCUCAAUACAUCAAUCUUGAACAGACAUCUCCAGUAUUUGAUGAACGGUUUGACUGCCAAGGUAUUCAGGACCUACAAUGCCUCCAUCACCCUGCAGGAACAGCUCAAAGCACUCACUAACUCUGAAGACAAUGUUGCAGGAAAGCUGCUCUCCUACAACCGAGCUAACCGAGCUGUGGCCAUCCUGUGCAACCAUCAGAGGUCCACACCAAAAACCUUUGAGAAGUCAAUGCAAAUCCUCCAGACUAAGAUUGAUACUAAGAAACAGCAGCUGGAGGAAGCCCAGCUAGAGCUGAAGAAAGCUGAAGAUGAGCUCAAAGACAAAAAUGAUGCCAAAGCAGAGGUCAAUGUGCAGAAGAAGAAAAAGUUAUUAGAAAGACUAGAAGAGCAGCUGGCGAAGCUGGAAGUCCAGGCCACAGAUAAAGAGGAGAACAAGCAGAUCGCUCUGGGCACGUCCAAGCUGAAUUACCUGGACCCCAGGAUUACCAUAGCCUGGUGCAAGAAGUUUGGUGUGCCCAUCGAGAAGAUCUACAACAAGACGCAGAGGGAGAAGUUUGCCUGGGCGAUUGACAUGGCUGACGAAGACUUUGAAUUCUGA